Molecule: messenger RNA, 1737 nt
Organism: Miscanthus lutarioriparius
Lineage: Eukaryota; Viridiplantae; Streptophyta; Magnoliopsida; Poales; Poaceae
Source: the annotation of a GenBank genome assembly
AUGGGGUCCAUGACGAUCGGCGCCAAGUACAAGACCACGAUCAAGGACCCCGGCACCGCGGGCAUCCUCCGCAUGAACGAUGAUAGGUUCACCUUCACCCCUAAUGAUCCACGGUCGGCAAUGAAGUUCAAUGUUGAUUUCCGAACCAUCAAAGGUCACAAGUUCAACAAAGUAGAGGGUAACAAAGCAGCAUUAUUGAACCUUUCAAAAGAAGACAAGGCUGGAGGCUACAUAUUUGAGUUUGACAAUGUUGGUAACCGCGACCUGUGUCGAGACUUUGUAGUUGCUUCUGCUGCUCUGGAACAACUCAGUGCUGCUGAAGUGGAGAGACGGGUGAAACUGUUGCGAGAAGACAGCGAAUUGCAGAAAUUACAUAAGAAGUUUGUUCUUGGAAAUAUUUUGCAAGAAUCUGAAUUUUGGGCAACAAGAAAGAAUUUACUUGAUGAUGAAGCAAAUAAAAGAUCAAAACAAAGGCCAGGUUUCAAGAAUGCACUAGUAGAUAUUAAGCCAACAACUGAUGGUCGGACAAACAAAGUUACUUUCCAGAUCACGCCUGAGAUGAUACAUCAGAUUUUUGCAGAAAAGCCUGCUGUCCGUAGAGCAUAUUUAGAUUUUGUUCCAAAAAAGAUGUCAGAAACCCGAUUUUGGGAAAAAUACUGUAGAGCUGAGUAUCUAGUUAGAACAAAAAACACUGCAGCAGCAACAGCUGAGGCUGCUGGAGAUGAGGAAUUGGCUAUCUUCCUGAAGAAUGAUGAUAUAGUGGCCAAGGAGUCAAAGAUGAAGAUAAAACGAGUCGAUCCAACAUUAGACAUGGAGGCAGACACUGGAGAUGAUUACAUUCAUCUUCCGGACCAUGGGAUUCACCGUUAUGGUAACAAAGAGACAGUCGAUGCUGACAGUGACUUGGCGAGGAGGACGCUGUCUCAGGACCUGAACCGUCAUGCAGCUGUUGUUCUUGAAGGGAGAUCUCUUGAUGUUGAGUCGACUGAUCCAAAGACUUCAGCUGAAGCCCUUGUAAGGUCCAAGAAAGAACCACCUUCCACUUCUAUUGUUGAUGAUGCUAAUCAUGAGAGACUAGUGAAGGUGGCUAGAAUGACGGAGAUAGAGGAUCUGCAAGCUCCACGAAGCCUUCCGUAUGCACCACUUUGUAUAAAGGAUCCUAGAGAAUAUUUUGAUUCCCAGCAAGCAAAUGCUCUGAGAUCUCUAGGUGGCAGCAACGCCGGAAGAAAAGCUCGUACUUGCAGCUUGAGCACUGAAGAAGCAUUCCAUCAUUUAAUGGACCAAAUGUCUUCUAUUAAAGUUAAUAAGCUUAACUGUCCGAUUAUUCAGUCUGAUAUGGCUCUUAAGGUUCUUAAUGAAUUGAACGAAGGGAUUUCUCAUUCAAGGAGACUUAACCUCAAGAAUCCUCAAGAAGGUCUCCUUGGUCAGCUGCCUCAACAUACACGGGAUGAGCUUAUGGAUCAUUGGACGGCUAUCCAGGAAUUGCUAUGGCAUUUUUGGUCAUCGUAUCCAAUAACAAGUGCAGUCCUUUAUAACAAGGUUCAAAGAGUUAAAGAAGCUAUGACACAGAUAUAUCAAAAGUUGCAGCUUAUAAAGGAAUCAGCACAGCCUGAUGUAAGACAUGAAAUAUCUCGGCUAGUAAAGCCCAUGACUCAGGCCUUGGAUGCCGCCUUCAACCACGAUUUGGAACAGCAGCAGAAGUCAUCCAAGACCGGGAACAGGCACAACGGGUUUUGA